Molecule: messenger RNA, 702 nt
Organism: Pipistrellus nathusii (Nathusius's pipistrelle)
Lineage: Eukaryota; Metazoa; Chordata; Mammalia; Chiroptera; Vespertilionidae
Source: the annotation of a GenBank genome assembly
AUGCUGGGGGCCAUGUUCAGGGCCGACACCCCCUUCCCCCCCAACCUCCGCUCCCAGGGAGGCGGCCACUACUACUUCAUCGACCGCGAUGGCAAGGCCUUCCGGCACGUCCUCAAUUUCCUGCGGCUGGGCCGCCUGGACCUGCCCCUGGGCUACGGGGAGACGGCGCUCCUCAAGGCCGAGGCCGACUUCUACCAGAUCCAGCCCCUCCUGGACGCCCUGCGGGAGCUGGAGGCCUCCCAGGGCAGCCCCGCGCCCGCGGCCGCCCUGCUGCACGCGGACGUGGAGGCCAGCCCCCGCCUGGUGCACUUCUCCGCCCGCCGCGGCCCGCACCACUACGAGCUCAGCUCCGCCCGCGUGGACACCUUCCGCGCCAACCUCUUCUGCACCGACCCCGAGUGCCUGGGCGCCCUGCGGGCCCGGUUCGGCGUGGCCGCCGAGGAGAGGGCAGAGGGGGGACCCCACUUUCGUCUGGAGUGGGCCCCCCGCCCCACAGAACUCCCCGAAGCGGAGUACGGGAAGCUGGGGCUGCAGCCCCUGUGGACCGGGCGGCCGGGGCAGCGGCGGGAGGUGGUGGGCACCCCGGGCUUCCUGGAGGAGGUGCUCCAGGUGGCCCUGGAGCACGGCUUCCGGCUAGACUCCGUCUUCCCUGACCCCGAAGACCUGCUCAACUCCAGAUCGCUGCGCUUUGUCCGCCACUGA